CUACAGCCACGGCCUCUCACAUUUCCGUCUACUUCUCAGUCUCUUUGCUCAUUUCUUUCAGUCAAGUCGAAGAUUAUUUUUUAGUUCCGCGAUUACUUUUUGCGUGUCUGUGCCAUAAAAAAUUGUAAUUUAAAGCUCCAGUCAUGUCGCGAUUGACGUGGAUGCAAAAGAAUUUUACAGACAAUUAUUCAAAAGAUCCAGCACAAGCAGCAGCACUGCUAGAUUCAAUAAAUCAAAGGAAUUUUAGUGAUUUUCGGUAUGCUUUGGAAAUUCUUAAAUGUGAUCCAAACUUAAUCGAUGCUGCGACUGGAUUGAGUGUCUUUCAAACAGUGUUGCAGACUCCAAAUUCAUCGGAAUUUAUUAGAUUGUGCAUUAACAAUGGAGCCAACUUCUACAAGAAAAGCUCCAGCAACAGAUUCCCAAUUCACUUUGCCAUCAAAUCACUAUGUACUGGAAAUUUGAAAGCUUUCCUGAAAAACUACGAUCCAUCAAAAGUGAACCUUAAAUAUAGUGGACAGAACUCCUUACACUGGCUAAUUAGCUCGAUGACUAAUUCAAACUACAAAAAGUCUUGUGAAUGCAUAAAAAUCCUGUUGGAACAUGGAGCGAACCUUAAUAUGCCAAACAAUUCUUUAAAGACGCCAUUUUACAUGCUUUUGAAGAAGCAGCCAGACAUUGAUGAUGAUGAUAAUUUAGUGGACUUGAUUCUUAAUAAUUAUGAUGUCGACUUUUAUACUUACCGGAAUCAUGAAAUGAUGAAAAUGAUGGAGAAUCAGAACCCAACUUUUGACAUUCCGCCAAAGCCACGACGAAAAAUGUCCUUUGAAUUUAUGAUGGAACAGAUUGACAAUAGAAAUGAACUUGAUUUUGAGAUUUACUUCAAAGCUUUUAAGGAAGAAAGCAACGACAAAUUUAAUGAGUAUUGUCUACGGCUAUUGGAAGUUGCUGUAGCCAAUGGGAUGCGUGACACUGUUGAAUAUUUAUUGGAGCAAAAAGUCGAUGUUAAUGCAAUGUCAGCAUGUUCUAAGUAUGCUAAACCACCUGCUUUUAUAGCUGCUAGCAGCGGAUAUUUUAGGAUUCUGGAGUUGCUAAUUAAAAGACCUGAAUUGAAUUUUUCGUUUAACAAUGCAAAUCAAAAGUUUACGUUGCUGCAUGAGGUUUGUCAAAACUUUGCCAACAAACUCAAAGAAAAUCGCAACAUUAACUUCCAUAAAUGCUUUGAAAUGAUCCUAAAAGACAACAGAUGUGAAGUCAAUGCUGAGGAUGACAUAGGAUGCAGUCCAUUACAUUAUACAGUCAAAUAUAGAAAUGAUGCAGCAACAAUAGCUCUACUAAAGAGAGGAGCAUUCAUAAAUGAGGAAAGCAUCUUCGGAAAGACACCAAUUGAUGAGAUUUCAAAGUCUACACUUGAAGCAUUCCUUGAUGAAUGUAUAUGCACAAGAGAUAAGAAGAUGAAUGACAUUCACAUUGACUAUAACUUCCUUAUCACACCGAAUAGAAAUAGAUUUCAAGACAGUGCUGAUAAGGAUGGAUUUUGUAAGGAAAUUUCACCACUCAAAAGGCUCUCAGAAAAUGAGGAACUGAAGAGUCUUGUGACACAUCCGGUCAUAUCUUCAUUUUUAUUCCUUAAAUGGUCAAAGUUGAGUUUCUUAUUCUACACAAAUUUGAUAUUAUUUUCAUUUUUUAUGUCAACAUUCAUAAUGUUUAUCGUUUUGUGUCAGUCAGUUCCUCAUGAUCUUAGAGAUGAACAUCCAACCUUUAACAUCUUUAAAGUUCUGUCUUAUGUGCAACUGAUAAUCCUCAUGAUUCGCGAAUUCCUUCAAUGUUUUCUCAGCUAUAGACAUUACUUUAAAAGUCUCAUGAAUUGGUUUGAAAUCGCAUUAAUCACAUUGGCAUGGGUCGUCUUCCUGCUUAGUGAAAAUUUCAAUCAUCAAGACCAACGCAUCCUUCGAGCUGUGCUGAUCCUCUUCUCAGCUUUUGAGUUUCUUCAAAUUGUUGGAACUCUUCCAAUUCUUUCAGUCUCAACACAUAUGGUCAUGCUUAAGAGAGUCUCAAUUACCUUCCUCAAGUCCAUAGCUUUAUACUCAAUUUUAUUGUUUUCCUUUGGGCUGUGCUUCUUUAUGUUGUUUGGUGAGAGUCAUGUGGAUCAAAAAGAUGCAGCAAAUGAAACAAUCAUAUUGUCUUCGGAUGACAUUUAUGAGUCAAUGAGUAAUGACAGUUUGAAUAUGCCAAGUGAUGUGCCGGAUGUUCCAGAAGGUAAAAGUGAUUUUGCUAGCUUCAGAUAUCCUGGAAUUGCUAUUGUGAGGGUCUUUGUGAUGUUGACAGGUGAAUUCGACGCAACAGACCUCGACCUCAACUCCAGUGCUUACUGCAUAAUCUUCACCCUCUUCGUCUUUCUCAUCACAAUCGUUCUAUUUAACCUCCUUAAUGCAUUAGCUGUAAGUGACACAGCAGAAAUUAGAAAGAAGGGAGAGUUAAUCGACUUAAUACAGCGAAUUGAUGUGCUUGAAAGUUAUGAGAAAAUAAUUUUUAAUGAACAGUCGACCAACAGCUGGUUGGGACCAAAACUUCGUUCAUUUAUUUCACUUUUUCCUCUUACAAUUCCGCAUGGCAAAAUUAUUAUUCGAGCGAGUAAAAAUAAUGAAAUUUUGACAUUUAAGCCAUCAAAAAUGGCACCAAACCUUAGUCGGGACCUUGAAAGCAGUGACAGUAUUGAGAUUAAUGCCAUAACAAAGAAAUCAUUCCGUAAAUUGCACCUGAAUGAGGAUUUCCUAUCAAAACUACAAAAAUAUUCAACAAUGAGUCCUGAAAUUAUGAAACAAAUUAACAUGAUAAUUUCUGAAAGAGAUGAGAGGAAGAACAAGGCAGCACAGGACAGGAAAAUGAGGGACGAUAUUGAAAAUAUUAAAAUUCAAAUGGAAAUUCAACUAAGAUUAAUUAAUGAAAUUUUAUCGAAACAAAAUCUUGACUAAAGCUACAAAAAAAAAGUUUAUUUUAACAUAAAAAAA
Molecule: messenger RNA, 3008 nt
Organism: Chironomus riparius
Lineage: Eukaryota; Metazoa; Arthropoda; Insecta; Diptera; Chironomidae
Source: the annotation of a GenBank genome assembly